Messenger RNA from Trematosphaeria pertusa, 2181 nucleotides. RefSeq names its product glycoside hydrolase family 43 protein. Bases 370 to 2133 code for a protein of 587 amino acids. Gene Ontology annotation, biological process: carbohydrate metabolic process. Gene Ontology annotation, molecular function: hydrolase activity, hydrolyzing O-glycosyl compounds. The record is from RefSeq and is a predicted model, not a curated record. NCBI's taxonomy places the organism in Eukaryota, Fungi, Ascomycota, Dothideomycetes, Pleosporales, Trematosphaeriaceae. The transcript has 9 exons.
CAACAGUACUGAACUUUACCCGGCGGAAGGCAUUACACGCAGCGCUAGCCUCUGCACCCCACAUUCGCGUCUUGUGUUUCUCCGUCCGCCCAAUGUUGCCGUCUACUAUAGGUUUCAUCUGCGCCAAUUCGCAGCUCUUGGCGCGGACAUGGAGGCUAAUGUGCAGCUAUAACACGCACUAGCCUGAGCUUUUACCCGGGAGUUCUGGACGCAGUCGCAAGGGCGGGAACAAUCGACUCGGCAGUGACGAUAAUCGACAACAUGCCCCGGUCAGAAAGAUGGGGCAAUCUAUAAGCUUGAUGGAUUCAACACCUCGCCAUUGAACGCCUCUAUCACGCCCAACUGACACAACAGCUUCCAUCGGCAGUCAUGCUGCGGUCGACAGCUCUCGGAGGCACACGCUCCGCGUUAGUCGUUUCGUUGUUACCCGGUCUUGCACUCGGGCAGUUUCUCACUGGUUUCUACAAUCCAAUCCUUCCUGGUUUCCAUCCGGAUCCGAGCUGUAUCCAUCUGAAGGAGGAUGAUACGUUCUACUGCGCGUCGUCGAGCUUCAACGCCUUUCCUGGUAUUCCGAUUCAUGCGAGCAAAGACCUGACGACAUGGCGACUUGUUGGGAAUGCCUUGAACCGCGAAAGUCAGCUCCCGGAGUUAGCAAUAUCCAAUGGAUCGACGAGCGGCAUCUGGGCACCUGCGCUCCGAUAUCACAACGGAACGUUCUAUGUUGUGACUACGCUCGUGCACGACAAGAAGGCCCCGGAAGAUCCUACACGGUGGGAUAAUAUCAUCUUCUCUACGCCAGACAUCUGGGAUGAGAGCAAGUGGAGUGAUGCGGUCCACUUUGACUUCGAGGGAUACGAUACCAGUCCUUUCUGGGAAAAUGGCGACUCGUACAUUGUGGGGAGUCAUGCCUAUCGUGUGGAGCCUGGCAUCCACCUUAGCAAGGUUGAUCUCAAGACUGGAGAGGUGAAGAGCAAUUGGACGAACCUGUGGAAUGGCACAGGUGGCUUAGCACCCGAAGGCCCUCACAUCUACACGAAGGAUGGAUACUAUUACUUGAUGAUCGCCGAGGGUGGCACUGGCUUGGGGCACAUGGAAACAAUUGCUCGAUCGGAGAAUCUCUAUGGGCCCUACGACCCUAACCCGGCGAACCCGAUCUUGACCAAUGCGAACACAUCGGAAUACUUCCAAACCGUCGGCCAUGCCGACCUGUUCCAAGAUCGCCGCGGCGAUUGGUGGGGAGUGGCGCUUUCGACGCGCUCCGGUUCUGAAUACAUCACCUACCCAAUGGGCCGCGAGACGAUCUUGACCAAUGUCACCUGGGAGAACAGAUCAUGGCCCGUCUUCAACAAUCCAAUCAAGGGUGCAAUGAGAGGAUGGCAGCUGCCGAGGAUCAUCCAGAAUCUGCCUGGCGACGGUCCAUUUGUCACAGAAGGCGACAACAACUUGCAGUUCCGGCCUGGAUCAGAGAUACCGCCGCAUUUCGUUUAUUGGCGCCCGCCGAUCAAGGAGAACUACGCCAUCUCUCCCGAGGGUCAUCCGAACACGCUGCGUCUGAAGCCAUCCAGGCUUAAUCUGACAGCGCUAGAUGGCAAUGCUGGAGGUCCAGGAGGACAAACCUUUGUGGGACGAAGACAGGUCGAUACGUUGUUCACUUACCGCGUCGAUCUGAACUACAGCCCCAAGACUCUAGAGGAAGAAGCUGGCGUCACCCUCUUCUUGACUCAGAACCACCACGCCCGGUUCGGCCUUACUAUGCUACCGCUAGCCAACGGCAGCAGCAGCGCGCUAGUCCCACACUUCCGCUUCGACGCAAUCUCCUACAUCCCAGUGCCGCCUUCCUUUUCAAUCCCCCUUUCGGCUUCCAUGCAGAACAAAACCCUCACUAUGGAGAUUAGGACCGUCAAUCAAACGCACUUCUCGUUCGCAGCUGGCUCUGCGAAGAGCAGGGAGCCACUGACAAUCUUCGCAUACGCACCCGGGGAUAUUGUUAGCUGGGGGUUUACCGGGACUCUGCUGGGUGUGUAUGCGACGAGCAAUGGUGGAAAUGGGACGACGGAAGCGUAUGUGAGCAAUUGGAAGUAUGAGGGUUGGGGCCAGAUUAGGGAUAACUUCGCUGGGCCGCUGGUACAGUGAAAUGAUGUUCGCCAUAGGGGUAUCCGAAGACUUGUACAUAUCAUCGCG